This is a messenger RNA of Knipowitschia caucasica, 417 nucleotides long. Lineage: Eukaryota; Metazoa; Chordata; Actinopteri; Gobiiformes; Gobiidae. The record is from the annotation of a GenBank genome assembly.
AUGGAGACCCCUGCAGCUGCGAACGGAGGCCACAACAGCUCAUCAGAGACAUGUCAGCGGGAAGAGGUGAACACACCCAGGGCACCUACCGGACAGGUGAGGGAUGACCCGGGGCCUAACGCUGUGGACACGUGUCUCCAGAGGGACCGUUGCUCACGUCUCACAACAAACAUAUCGAUCGUGUUUACAUUAAUGGCCGUGUGGAGAGCAGAGAAGGAGAGGCCGGCCCAGCUCCACUGCAGUCCCAGGAUCAUGCACGCUAAUCCCCAGACUGAGCCUUCCACCCACCGCCUCCCUGUUCCCAUCCAGAGGCGCCCGGUGAUGGAACUGCCCCGGGACCCCGCACCCAUCACCUCUGCCCCGACAGCGGUGGGAAACAAAGCCACGUGUGAAGCAUGUGAGGAUGCGGGGAGAUAA